Messenger RNA from Staurois parvus, 417 nucleotides. NCBI's taxonomy places the organism in Eukaryota, Metazoa, Chordata, Amphibia, Anura, Ranidae. The record is from the annotation of a GenBank genome assembly.
CCAUUACAGAAUAAAGAGAAGGAGAAGAUGAAGGACGCCAAGGACACGCGCUACACCAACGGGCACCUGUUCACCACCAUCACCGUCUCCGGGACCACGAUGUGCUUCGUGUGCAAUAAAAGCAUCACGGCCAAGGAGGCGCUCAUCUGUCCGACAUGCAGUGUCACCAUCCACAACCGCUGCAAGGACACCCUGCCCAGCUGUACCAAGGUCAAACAGAAGCAGCAGAAGGCGGCGUUCAUAAAGAACAAUAGCGCUCUCCAGAACGUAUCUUUGCGGAAUAAAACCACUACAUUAAGGGAGAGACCCAACUCCGCCAUCUACCCGUCUGACAGCCUCCGCCAUUCCCUGCUGGGAUCCAGACGUGGGCGGCCAUCUUUGUCCCUCUCUAAAAGCGUCUCCACCACCAACAUAGCC